CCAACCACGGUCCACGGGAAACGAGAGGAUCGAAUACAUGUGCCCUGGUCAUCUGCGGAAGAAUGGCUUCAAGUUUACAAGCAGAUUUAUUCUGGCGAUUUGACAGAGCAAAACAAAGCCUACGAGACUCUCCUCGUGUGGAAAGCAAGGAUAACCAAAUUACCCGUUGGCAUAGAAUGCACACUAAAUUUAUUACAAGUUUGUCUACGGGAUAGAGAAUGGACUCCAAAAAUUUACACUGGUAAAAUUCCAGUAUCCUAUGAAAACGACUUACGUAUGCUGUAUUCGACUGUAAUCAUGAAGUUUUUAAAUUACGUUUCUAAUAUUGCCAACAAUAAACAAACAUCUCUCUUUGUUGUGGCAAAACAAAUGAAUAUUCCUGAUUGGAUUGUUGACCUCAGACAUGAUGUAGCUCAUGGUCAUGAAUUGCCAUCAAUUGAUGUUAUGAGAGUUGUAGCCAAUAUAUUACUGUCUUGGGUGCAUGAAGAAUAUUGGGCAGAAGAAGCUAAAAAUUUUGAAGAAUCUGAAGAUGCAUCUGGUGAAAAAUGUUUUGAAGACGAGGAUAAUUUUAUUAAUUUAAUUGAACUGUGGAUAGCAGUUAAACUAUACUUGAAGACAGACCACGUUCUAAUAUCAGAUCUUCCGGAUACUGAAAUAAGGGACACUUUGAAUAAUUCACUAGCUCGGCUUAACGCCAGUGAUAGCUCUAAAGGGAUAGCAUUAACCAUUAGUGAUGAUACAGAGCUUACAACUGUAUCAUUGUUGUUACUGUCCGAAAUCUCAAAAAAUUUCAACAGAGGUGAUUCUCUGAUAAAAAGAGAAAAAAUGAUAAUCGAUUUAAUAGUUAAUAACGAGGCAUUUCUAACAAAUUCCGAAAUUUUAUCGAUAUUUCUCAACGACGAGAACGUGAAAAAUUGCUUGCCACAUUCAUUGAUAGAAUUUUGGAAAGAUUUGCUUCUUUUAUUGCAAGAAAAAAAAAUGUUGCUAUCUUUAUUUUUACAUCUACUAGAAAUGGUUAACAAAGAAAAAGAUUCCGACAGAAAACUUUUGAUUUCUUUAUGGAUAAAAUGUAUUGCUCAAGCUUACAACAGACAAAAAAUAGCCAGAAACAUAUUUCAAACUUUGGAGCAAAAAUACGAUCACGAAAAUCAAAAAAAGUCGGUAAGAGAUAUUUUAAAAGCUGUACAAAAGGAAGUCGAUAAAAACUAUCCAGAAUUUAAAAGUGUUCUAUGUCUCAAUGUGAAUGGCAAUUUUCCAAAGUGUUUGACAGACGAAAAAUUCAUAAGACGUUUAGUUUUAAAUUUCAACGAAUAUUCAGAACACUACUUGCCUGAGAUACUAAAAAUAUCUUCGUUUCUCGAAUGCGAUGCUGCUGCUAAAGAAAAGAUACUAGCUCUUAUAAAAAUAAACUCGACAACUGAAAACAAUGAUAAUAUGGAUUUUGACGAAGUAGAAGAAGAGGAUAAAAUAUUUACAGUCAAAGAUUUACAAAAAAUCGACAAGUCAAAAGAAGACAUUUCAAAAAAAACUAAGUGCCACAAAGACUUGGGAGAUUGCAAGAUACGUAAUAAGGACUGGAAAAUUGCGUCAAAUGAAUAUGACUGGAGCACGUGUCCAAUUGGAAUACUGCCAUGGCAAACGGAAGAUGUUCAAUCAGACAAACUACUUACGGUUUCACCAUCGGAAGUUCAUUAUGCCAUUGUCAAGAAUUUGGAACUUCCAAAGAUCGUUGAUUCCACCAAGCUUAAACUCCACAGUAAAAUUAAAUGGGAAAAUCUGCUGAAAAAAAAGAAAAAAACCAAAAGGAAAUCGAAGCUCGAUAGUUCAGUAGCAGCGGAAGUUGACCAAUGUGUGGGCAACACAGAAGUGCUGGAAAAUAACGCUUAAUUGUGAGCUUAAAAAGUACGUUCAAAUUGUAUAAUAUUACCUCAAAACAAUUUAUGAAAUUUUAAUGUAUUUUCUUUCAAAUUUUUGAAACGAAAAUUUUGUUUGAAUAUCUUGGAUCAUCGAUAAUAUGGGUUGGAAAAUAUUAAA
This is a messenger RNA of Copidosoma floridanum, 2034 nucleotides long. RefSeq lists its product as uncharacterized. Gene Ontology annotation, cellular component: preribosome, large subunit precursor; Las1 complex. Lineage: Eukaryota; Metazoa; Arthropoda; Insecta; Hymenoptera; Encyrtidae. The record is from RefSeq and is a predicted model, not a curated record. Gene Ontology annotation, biological process: maturation of LSU-rRNA; maturation of 5.8S rRNA. Gene Ontology annotation, molecular function: endonuclease activity.